AUGCGAAGGGCACUUUUAUUUCGUGUUCCCAUCACAGUUCAGGCAGCGUCUGGAAUGGAGGGAUAUAAACAGCAAGAACAACAGAAGUUAAAGCCAAAGUAUCAUCAGGGAAGCUGCAGUAAUGCGAAUGUCUACACCCAAAUCCAAACUAAUCUCCAAGAGGACAGUGUGAAGCUCAGCAGCACAAAAGCCUUUUGGUCAGAUGAAGCCAAGGAAGUAACACUGCAUGAUCUCAAACGAAGAUAUGCAAAUGAUCGAUUUGUUGAUAAAAAGACACGUUUUGUGGUUCGUCAACGAGUGCGGGAGGAUGGUGUUACAUCUAAUCUAUUUCCUCUACACAUAAAUCCCACACUGGAGCUCUUCUCUUAUGAAAUUGUGGCCACUCGCCGUAUUUUUCACACAAAACCAACGAACAAGGAGAAAAUGACAACGAACAAAACCAACAACAGCAGCAGCAGCAGCAGUAAAUCAAAAAGUCGUCGAAAGAAAGAUGUUGUUGUUGUUGAAGAAGCAGAAACAAAUACAAACACAACAACAGCAACAACAGCUAAUAUUACUUCUAUUGUGAGACGAGUGGAUGAGAGACGGGCGUGGAUUGUCGUUCAGCGAUUUCUACGUCGUUGUGUCCCAGAAGCCCCUCCGCUUGUGAAUGUACGCAAUAAGGUUUAUUCUACAGCCCCGCUACCUACAAAGGCGUUGGAACUUCCACCGGAGUAUCUUGAUAUGGGAUGGGAAGGGUGUAAAGUACGUUUUGUAGGUAAAGCCGCAAUGUCUAAGAUGUCUCCCAAUGAUGUACAGGAAGUAACGAAUAAAAUUGUUUCUUGGGCGUUAAGGCAAGAAACGCAAGAGGGAAAAAAGUUUUCUGUUGGACGUGAGUCAAAUGGAAAAAUUGUAUGUACACAUGAUUGUAUCAGUGUAUCUGGACUUCGUAUCUUUAAAGGGACUAUUCUACGAGCCGUAUUUGUAGAUGUCAGUGGGGCCACAGAAGAAAGUACAACACCUGUGGUUCCUCUUAUUUCUCAUUCCCAAGUACCAACCACGGCUGUAUUAACAACACUCACUGCGGGACAUCACACUAAUACACCACUACGAUUUCUUGUUAAGGAGUUUAUACGUGAAUUUGAGUUUAAAGAGACACCUGUUCAAAGUUACAGAAUUGAGGAUGGUUCAGGUGUAACGAUGGCAUCUUUGUGGAAUGUUACCAAGUCAUCUACACUCAGUGUGGGUGUUGUGUAUGAAGUUGUGGAUUAUCAUGUGCGUGUGUUUGAAAGCCGUGGUGGGAUGCGAUUGGUGGAGAUGAAGGUGGGAGAGACCACGUUUAAAGUUAUCAAAGAAGAAGAAGAAGAAGAAGAAGAAAAAAAAAAAGAAAACGCAGCAUGUGAUGUGGAGCCGGUGAAAAAACGACGACGUAAACAUGGCAAAGACACCACCGCAAAGGAGGAAGAGGAAGAGGAAGAGGAAGAAAAAGAAAAACGAAAAGGAAAAAAAAAGCAAACAGAAGAAGAAAAUACAUUAAAAAUAAUACCUGAUAUUCCUCAGGAAACUACUCUUUCCUCUCUUCCUGGUGAAUUGGUACUGAAAAUUGAUACCAAGUGUACAGUCGCCGUGGAAGUUUCAUUAUGGGAAGAAGUCAAACAACACUUUGGCAGCGGCCCUUAUGAUAGUGCCACGGAAGAACGAAUUGCCCGAUCUGUUCAAGGCACGCCUGUUGUGAUUGCGGCCACCCUGCGACACUCCACUAUUCGUUUUGUUCGUUUUAACAUCACCCCAACAGAGACAGAUCUCGAUCCGGCACUGCAGCGGUUUGUGCGGGAGUUGGAUGCUGGUCAGCCCUACGCCGUGUUGGUGGACUACACCGUAGUGCCCCUGCAGGCCCUUCACUGCUGUUACGAUCCCCGCAUGAAGUCCUGGCAGGAUAUUGUCGUCACCGCCUGUUCAUUCCUGCCGGCGCGGCGAUUAGACAUUUUGGAGUUAUUUCGCACCGCCCUGCAGUCCGGACUGCAGCAGUGGGGCAUCACACUCGCCGCGCAGCCGCUCAGCAGUAAAUCACUCUCACUCCUACCAGCUCCACAGAGGGCAACGGCGAAGAGUUUUGGGCAGAGUGGUGAACGUCAACAACAACAACAGCGACAAGGAGGAAAGUUUAAGAAAUCUAUUUCCACAUCCGCCGCAUCUUCACCUUCAGCGAUGCGUCAUCCUCCACCAGCAUCAUUCCCAACAACUUUUGCCGUAGUGGCAAUUGCCCCAUCACACAUGGAUGAAGCCGAGUUAACACGCACUACACAGACCGCACACGCAAUGGCACGGUACUUUCGCACAACAACGACUAUUACUGUACCGGAUGAAAAAGAGGCUGUACGGUUUCUCGUUCAACAAUUAACCAAUGCCACUGAUGGAGUACUGAAAGAUCCUAAUACAGUUGUUAUUAUUAUUUCAGGAGAACGUGAAACUCGUCCAUCACGAUGGGUUCUUGCAGAAUGUUUAACACGUGGUAUUCUCGCUGUCUUUAUGCCUCCUGCUUCUUCACCAAAACGACAGAACUUAUUAUGUGAAAAUGCCCGAGCACGAUUACGUAUGGUAUUUGAAACAGAUACUCUUCGUGGAAUAAAUGUCGCCCGCGAAGUUCCAGCCGUGGCCCAACGCCGUGUACUUAUUGUUGGUAUUGAUGCCUGUCAUACCACAACAUUCAGUACAGGUGCGGUGGUUGGUAUCUUAUGCACAUCUGAACGUAAUCAUCUUUUACCUUUAUUCUGGAAACAUGAAUCCCGUGGACAGGAGGUGGAUCAGGUGGAGGCGCACUUCCGGAUAUUAUUGCAAAAGGCAUCUGAUCUUUACGGUGGUGUGGAUGAAGUUGUAAUCUUUCAAGAUGGUGAUGUGUACAGUGAGAUGCCACGUAUGCAAGCUCAUAUACCGCCAGGUUGUGGUUUCACCUUUAUGUGUUUACACAAACGAACGAAUGUACGUUUUGUACAUCAAAGUAAAGAAUCUGGUGGAGUGGGAAAUGUUGUGAAGGGUGCCGUUGUGCAGGCCCUUACUCCAAUUGCUCUUGACAACGAUGAGGGUGUAUUACCAUCUUUCUUUUUACAGAAUCAUGAUUGUAAUAUGUCUACAGCCCGAACAGUGCAGUAUACGAUUCACAGUGUAAGUCCAACACUGGAUGUCUCUGAUGUGCAGCAACUCUCAUUUGUCCUCUCACACGUAUUGGCUACGCAAUCCACGAAACUACCAAUGUCCACACGGUGUGCACAUCGUCUGGCAAGUGUGGCGGAGCGGCUCUUGGAUGCGGCACCACCACUACAGUACGAUAUGAUUCCUGCCCCAUUAAAUGAACGGUUGUGGUUUUUCUAA
Trypanosoma theileri is the source of this 3348-nucleotide messenger RNA. RefSeq names its product argonaute-like protein. The transcript has a single exon. Gene Ontology annotation, biological process: double-strand break repair via homologous recombination; response to ionizing radiation; mitotic cell cycle checkpoint signaling. Gene Ontology annotation, cellular component: SOSS complex. Bases 1 to 3348 code for a protein of 1115 amino acids. NCBI's taxonomy places the organism in Eukaryota, Euglenozoa, Kinetoplastea, Trypanosomatida, Trypanosomatidae. The record is from RefSeq and is a predicted model, not a curated record. Gene Ontology annotation, molecular function: DNA binding.